AUGAAUAAUAAAGAAGUUUAUUCAAUUGAUUUGAAAGAUAAUUACUUAUGUUUAAGUACAAGUGGACCGGGCGUAGAAAUGUAUAAUUUAGAAACAAGCGAGCUUAUAUUUAAAGAAGAACCGUUUGAUAGUGCAAUUUGUUUAGUAAAAUUUGUUGAUGAUAACAAUCUAUUUGUAUUAACUGAAAUGGGUGAAAUAACACUGAUCAGAAAUUAUAAUUCAAUUAAAGAUCUUGAUUAUGAAACUGUUGAUUUUAAAUCAAAUGUAACUGAAUCAAUUUGUAUUGAAAAUAAAGUUUUAAUAGGGACACAAGAGGGUGAAAUACAUGUGUUUGAUAUUAAAACAAUGGAGACAACGUAUUUUCAACAAUAUCAUAAGGCUCAAGUAACUCAGAUUGAAUUAAUGAAUGGUGAUUUGGUAUCUUUAAGCGAUGUUAGUUUAGUAAUAGACAGUUUUAAGAACAAAAUAAUGACACAAAAGUUUAAAAUACCAUUAGAAACAUUUAGUUAUAUUGGUAACAAUAUCUAUGCACUAGCUAGUGGUAGUAAAAUUUUUAUCUUUAAUAAUAAAAAACUCUUAUGGGAAUACAGCAUAGAAAAUGUUCAUACAAUGAAGAAUGAAAAUAAUUUUCUAUAUGCGGGUGGUGAUUUUAAUUUUAUUCUAGUAAUCGAUUUAAAGAAUUAUAGAACAUUUAAAAUUUCAGUAGAAACAACUAUUAAUGAAAUUAGAAUAAUAAGGAAUGUGUUAUUCUUCGUGUCUUAUGAACCAAUAAUUGGAUGGUUACCAACUAACAAUUUUAACGACAUAAAGUAUAUUAAUUUAAUUAACGAAAUGGAUAAUAUUUUCGAUUUUGCUGUAAACGAUAAAUUUAUUGUAAUUGGUGGGGACAAUGGGCAUUUUGUGUUUGAUUGGGAAGGUAAAUUGAUUGAUUAA
Hepatospora eriocheir is the source of this 933-nucleotide messenger RNA. Lineage: Eukaryota; Fungi; Microsporidia; Hepatosporidae. The record is from the annotation of a GenBank genome assembly.